CCAGCAAAGUAGCAGCAGCAGCAGCAGCAGUACAGUAUUGCAGGAGUGCAGUAGUACAGGAGUCAGUGUAGUAGUACAGUAUCGAAGCAGUUCGAGCUGCAGCUCAGGCUCGCCGGACUAAACAUCGCUACCGUCAAAUAAACAGGCGGAGAGGCAUCUCGCAGUGAGUUAGUCGCUCCCAAAUCGUUUUUCAUUUUGAAUUCAUUCAUUGUCAACGAAGAAGUGCGUCGACGUCGAAGUUGGGGGGGAGUCGCUGGAGCGUGAAAACCGGCAUGGAGAGAAGCCCUCGUUCCAAAACUUGCGGGAGCCUGUAAAGUCCGCUUUUCGGCUACGUAAAAGUCCCGGAGAGUGGCGCUUGGCUCGUGGAUGUCCGUCCUCGGCUUUGAACGCAGACCUCCAACUUUGUAAAACAACAGAACGAGCCGAACAUUCGUAUUCGUUGUCGUGGGAGGCAGAAAGAAUAGAAGAAGAAUAGAAGGAGAGUAGAAGAAGAAUAGGAGAGCGGGAGAAGUGGAUGUGUGUCCGGCCAUGGAUGUGACAGUUUACCCAGCACCUCCCCAGCUUCUGGCCGCGUCAGAGCACAGCAGACUGGGGCAGCUCUCCUACCCCGACCCGGCCUUCGGGACCAGCAAGUUGGAAGGAGACAGCAUGUUCCUGAAUAUGCAAGAAACGGGCUUCGACUAUGGUUCAAACAACCAGUUUCGUGUGCCGCAGCCCCCUCAGCCCCUCAACAAAGUGACACCUCCCAACCCUGCCUCGCAACACUGGAGGAGGGACACGCACAUGCACGACACGCACCGUCUGCCUUGGUCUUAUUCAAUGGGAGGUUUGGGUGAUGAUGACUACAACAUUCCAUCCAUCACUCCCCCUACUUUGCCAGACCACAUGAUGCCCCCGCAUCUGCCCCACGAUUCCUCAACUGGACCCUAUCCCCCUCUGGAUACCAACACCAGCUCAACGUCACACCACCCCUACCAGCUACAGGGUAUGAAUCUGGCGGGAAUGCCUGCCAGUCAGGAUGGAGCGCCUAUACUGAGCCAAGAUGGGGGUACAUUCAGCCCAGACGGGUCAACCAUGACCAGUACUCUAUCUGUGAUGCAGCAGAUGGUAAACUCUGAUUCUCGGUUUACCAGCAGCCAACAGCCCAUUGAAGCGGCGCUCGGACCCAAAAAUCCGUCAGGCAUGACCCAAGCGAGUCAGUUGUCCACUAUCAACCAAUCCCAGCUGGGACUCAGUGGGAACUCUGUUACCCACAAUUCUCCAUCUCCUCCUGGAAGUAAAUCAGCUACGCCAUCUCCGUCCAGCUCAGCACAUGAGGACGACAAUGAUGAUGGAUUCAGGGGCAAUGGAGGUGAGAAACGACCAGCAGCGUUUGACAUCUCCAAGAAACCCAAGACGCCAAAGAAGAAGAAGCGAAAGGACCCCAAUGAGCCAGUGAAGCCGGUGUCUGCCUACGCCUUGUUCUUCAGGGACACUCAAGCUAACAUUAAGGCCCAGAACCCCAACGCCACCUUUGGAGAGGUGUCAAAGAUUGUAGCCUCCAUGUGGGAUGGCCUGGGAGAGGAACAGAAACAGGCGUAUAAGAAGAAGACAGAGACCGCAAAGAAGGAGUAUCUGAAACAAUUGGCUGCCUACAGGGCCAGUCUGGUCUCGCAGAGUUACAACGAUCCAUCUGAGAUGAAGCCGCCCCACUCUUCCUCAUCAUCGUCCUCUUCGUCCUCCGCCUCCAUGUUCACAUCCAAGCCAUCUGUCUACACAGGCCAGCACCCUUCCUCCAGCUCACUGGCCCACCCGCUCCCACCCCCCCAGCACCCAGGCAUUUACAUGCCAUACCCUCACCCGUCAAACCUCACCCACCAUCCCUCGAACCCCGGCCUCGGACACCCUCACCUGCCCCCACCGCACGCUCAGAUCCAUCCCCAGCUCCAUGCCCUGUCCUCAAGAGGGACCGUGCCACGGCCCAGUUUGCCUCACCAGGGAGGGCUGUCCCUUGGCGGUGUGGUGCAAGCCUCCACCCCACCUCAUCAGGUCAGCCCUCCGCUCCACAGCCAGGCACACCUGGGGGGGCUACACAGUCCACACCAGCAGCAUCAACAGCUCAGCGGUCACUCACUGGGGAUGUCACACUCUCCAGCCAUCACACAGGCCUACUCCCUCCAGCCGGAGUAUCAGCCAAUCGGAGGAGGCCUGAUGAAUAGCGGAGCGGUAAUGUCAUCAUCGGUAGACUACCACCAGCUGAGUCGACACAUGCCGAACCAUCACCCGUCUCUCGACUGGAGCGGUGAUUACCAUGGCAACGGAGGUCCUCAGCGAGAUAAAUCUUUGUACCUGAGUUAAUUUCCGAGCAAAGCGACACCAAACAUCGUUCACAUCCUGCUUCUGCCACAGUGUGGAACCUCAUUCAAACCGCCACUCGAGUGGACUUGCAGUAGAGCCCCCACAAGACACACAAAAAGUCCUCGCUAAAUAUUUGUUUAUCCAAAAUGAGUUACAGUCGCAUAGCAAAUACGAGAAACGAAAUGUAAAAACAGAGAGACUUCCUGCCUCUGCGCAUACAGUAGAUUAGUUAGACUGGUUGAAUUUGAUCUACUACUACUACUUAGCAUUAUAUUGAUUUGAACUGAAAGGAUGUGUUCCACAAAGGUUUUCACAGGCUGGGCUCAGAAGAGUGCAGGUUGAUGUAUAUAAUGUAAUACAGGAGCCCUCACAAAGGGAUUAUUCUAGUCAACCGCUACGAAGGCGUAUUAGGGUCACACGCAGAGGCACAUGUUGGAGGACGUUCUGACAAUGUCAUAAAAUGUCAUAUUAUAUCGGACCAUACACAGUAAUAAUCACUUCAGACGUUUCAGCCAAUAUUUGUAAAUAUUUCGACGCAAACCCAACAAACGAGGCAAUUUCAGCAAACAUUUGGAGAAUAACAAUACCUCAGUGAUUAUGUUGUUAAUAUGCAAAAAAAAAAAAAAAAAAAAAAAACUUUUUUUUUUUUUUUUGGUCAAAAGCAAGCAACAACUCCUCAGCAGUCCUCAUCUCAAGUCAACAUUAUGUUGAGUACAGUAUGGUUAGAUAUCUUUUUCUCAUUGGUUCUUUUCAGUGCGACCCAAAUACUCCUUCGUAAAAUUCCUAAAUUCCCAUUAGCCCGAAAAAAAAUAAAGAAAAUAAAACACAAAAAAAUCUUUCUACCUGUUUUUGUUUGUCUCUUUGUAUAGUUUGGCUGGGCUACCAGUUCGAAAAAGCUCUGAAGAGCGUGUGUAAAAUACUGUCAUGCAAUUGUUCAAGCUGUCCCUUAGUUUUCUUUACCUCCAUAGUAUAUUGCUGCAGCCAAAGUGAAAAGAGCACAGCACACCCAAGCCCACGUUGUUCUCGCACAUCUGUCGGGCGCAAAGCCAGUGUGUAUUUUAGUCCUUGAAAUAAGGAAAUGUCAAAUAAUUAUUUGUUGAAUGCUAAGGUUUAUACGAUGACAGCUCCUCCUCCGUGCACAUGUCUGCCUGUUUCCAAAAUGAAUUUGGAUCCAAAGUGCGAGUGUGCUCAAGAGAAAGUAGCGUGCUUGCUCGAGCUGCAUGCUCUCUUUUUUGUCAUCUCGACUUCUCUGUGCACAGAGGCUAUUUAUGAACCGAUAACUAUUGCUCUGUUGGCUGUGUGUAAAUGUUUUAAUCAAGUUAUGUUUUAGUGUUAAUGAUGAGGAGAGAGACUCUCUCUCUCUCUCUCUCUCUUGCUCGCCCUGUAUCUUUUUUGUAUUUUGUGUUUUUUGGCAGAUGAAAGGACUCUGGGCAACAACCAUGAAGAUUUUCUUAUUUUUAGAUUCUAAAAAUGUGUUUGAGAAUAAAGUCAGUGCUGCAUUGAUGUGCAGUCAUUACUCCAAAGA
This is a messenger RNA of Phycodurus eques (leafy seadragon), 3862 nucleotides long. It is a transcript of the gene tox, whose product is annotated as thymocyte selection-associated high mobility group box. The coding region runs from base 529 to 2337 and encodes 602 amino acids. The transcript has 10 exons. Gene Ontology annotation, cellular component: nucleus. The record is from RefSeq and is a predicted model, not a curated record. NCBI's taxonomy places the organism in Eukaryota, Metazoa, Chordata, Actinopteri, Syngnathiformes, Syngnathidae. Gene Ontology annotation, molecular function: chromatin DNA binding. Gene Ontology annotation, biological process: regulation of transcription by RNA polymerase II; leukocyte differentiation.